AUGAUAUCACAAUCUCCACCAUUUAAUAAUUUUAAUAUUACAAAAAAUAAUAAUAUUAAUAAUUUUAAUAUUACAAAUAAUAAUAAUAUAAAUAAUAAAUGUGUAUAUCAUACAAAUAAUGAUAUUACAUUUUUAUGCUCAGAUUGUAAAUUAAUUCCAUGUUGUAAUAGUUGUAUUUCUCAAAAUAAUUUUCAUCGUGGUCAUAAAAUUGAUUUAAUUGAUGAUUCAACCAUUUGUUCAUUAAUUAAUAAUUUUAAAGAAGAAAUUUAUCCAAAUAUUUUAAAAUUAUUAAAAAAUGAUGAAAUCACAAACAAUGAAUCAAUUGAAAAAUUUGAAAAAAUUAAAAUUGAAUAUCAAGAUAAUAUUGAAACCAUUUCAAAUCAUUUCAAUAACAUUCAUCAAAUAAUAUCAUUAAUUGAAAAUGAAAUAAAAAAUAAUUUAUCAAUUACUUUUAAUAAUAAUGUGAAUUUGAAUUCAAAUAUUUCAAAUUUAAUUAAUAAUAAUAAUGAAUCAUUAAAAUCAAUAAUUAAUAAUAACAAAACAAUUGAAAGAAUUAAUAAUUUCAAUGUUGAUUGUGAUGAUGAAAAUCAAACAUUAGAAUUAAUUAAACAUUAUCAACAAUCAUUAAAAUUAUUAAAUAAUAAUAAUUGUAAUAAUAAUAUUAAUAAACAAUUAAUUGAAUAUAAAAAUCAUUUUUUAUCUUGUAAUAAAAAUAAAUUAGAAAAAUUUCAAUUAUAUAUUGAAUCAAUUUUUUCAAUUAAAGAAUUUGAUUCUAAUUCAAUUUAUAAUAGUUAUAAUAAUAAUUAUAAUAAUUAUAAUCAACAACAACAACAACAACAACAACAACAACAACCAAAUAAUGAUUUAUCUUUUGAUGAAUUAAAUAAUAGCUAUAAUAAUAAUUAUAAUAAUUAUGAUCAACAGCAACAACAACAACAACUACAACAACAACUACAACAACUACAACAACAACAACAACAACAACAACAACAACAACAACAACAACAACAACAACAACAACAACAACAACAACAACAACAACAACAACAACAACAACAACAACAACAACAACAACAACAACAACAACAACAACAACAACAACAACAACCACAACAACAACAACAACCAAAUAAUGAUGUAUCUUUUGAUCAAUUAAAUAAUAGUAAAGAAAAUUUUAAUAAUAACAAUAAUAUUAUUAAUGAUAGCCAAGAUUACUCAAAACAAAAUGACUCUGAAUUAAACUCUGUUUGUCCUUCAAAUGAAAAUGAAAUUUCAAAAAAUAAAUCAGAAUCAAGUGGAAUGAUAAUUAAUAAUGAACCAUCAAUAGUUCAAACAAAUAACAUUAAUUCAGAAGAAAAUAUUGAAACUCCAUUAAAUAAAGAACAAAAUGAAAAUCAAAAUCAAGAUUUGAAUGAAAACAAGAAUGAAAAAUUUAAUGGUGAUGUAAAUAAAUUAGUUUCUGAUGAAAAUGCAAUAGAAAAUAUCUCUCAAAUUAAUAAUGAUGAUUCAUUGGAUAAUGAUAAUGAAGAAGAAGAAAAUAAUUUCUCUAAUAUGAAUAAAGAUGAAGAAUCUGAAAACUAUAACAAUUUUGGUAUUACUGAUUUAAACAUAAGCUACAAUAGUGUAAAAACUGAAUAUGAAGAUCAAAUUCAUGGUUUAAAAUAUUGUUAUGAUAAAAACAAUUUAAAAUAUGUAAAUUAUAAAAACUCUAAAUUUUAUUUACAAAUUGAAAGUGAUUCAGAUUGUGCAUUAGAAAAUGAAUUUACAAGAAUUGCAUUUGGAAAUAAAAGUACUGAUAUAUCAAAAUUCAAAUUCAAUUCAAAAACAUUUGCAGUUAUGCUUUUAGAUGGAUUUGACCAAUCAAUUGAACCAAAUACAUUACCAGAAACUGUUGAAGGAUUACAUAUUUAUGAUAUAAAGAAACCAUUAGUUGUUGGUUCAAUUCCACCAACUGUUAAAAGAAUUGUAUUUAAUGAAAGUUUUAAUCAAGUUUUAACACCGGGUUUAAUAUCAGAAGGUGUUGAAUUUUUACAUCUUUAUAAUAUUAAAAAACCAUUAGUUGUUGGUUCAAUACCAUCAACUGUAAAGAAUGUAAUUUUAGGUGAUGGUUUUGAUCAUGCUUUAACUCCAGGUAUUCUUCCAGAAGGUGUUGAAAGAUUAUUUUUAUAUGAUAUAAAACAACCUUUAUUAUUUGGUUCAAUUCCAAAAACUGUUAAAAAUAUUACAAUUUUUGAUGGAUUUAAACAAUCACUAGAAUCUUGUGAUAUUUCAAGCCAUGUUAAAGUUAGAAAUAAUUGCCCAAACUAA
Dictyostelium discoideum AX4 is the source of this 2307-nucleotide messenger RNA. RefSeq lists its product as hypothetical. Gene Ontology annotation, molecular function: zinc ion binding. Lineage: Eukaryota; Evosea; Eumycetozoa; Dictyosteliales; Dictyosteliaceae. The coding region runs from base 1 to 2307 and encodes 768 amino acids. The record is from RefSeq and is a predicted model, not a curated record. The transcript is spliced from 2 exons.